Molecule: messenger RNA, 939 nt
Organism: Gordionus sp. m RMFG-2023
Lineage: Eukaryota; Metazoa; Nematomorpha; Gordioida; Chordodea; Parachordodidae
Product: protein kinase C zeta type-like
Exons: 9
Coding region: 1-939 (312 amino acids)
Biological process (GO): protein phosphorylation
Cellular component (GO): cytoplasm; nucleus
Molecular function (GO): protein serine/threonine kinase activity; ATP binding
Source: RefSeq, a predicted model, not a curated record
AUGCAUAAAUAUUUUCAUGCUUUUCAUCUUAAGGCUAUACCUAGUAGAAAAUGCGAGAUAUCGGAUUUCAAUAUCUUUACUUUGGUGAAGGAAGGAAAGUUUAACCGCGAAUAUUUAGCUAGUUGUGAUGGCGAUAAGCAACUGCAAAUUUACAGGAUGAAAUUCAUACCUAAACAAGUUAGAUAUGGUUCAGAGACCAUUGAUUCAAUUCGUAAAUUUAAGACCGAAAAAAUGGUCUUAGAAAUGGCGACUAGUUAUUCAUUUUUGAUGGGAUUGCAUGCAUCAUAUAACCUUCCCUUCGGAUACAUAUUGGUAACAAAGGACAUUGGUCGAAGGAAUUUAUCUGAUUAUAUUGAAGGAAAGUCUAUCUCAAAUGGUCGUAUAGCUUUUUAUGCGGCCGAGAUUAUUCUAGCAAUAAACUUUUUACAUAGAAACGAUAUUGUACACAGGGGCAUAUGCCCUAAGAAUAUCUUACUAGAUGACGGUCACAUUAAAUUAUCUAAUUUUGCAACAUGCAAGAAACUAGGGAAAGGUAAAAGAACAAAAUCAAUAUGUGGAACUCCCCUGUAUCGUGCACCAGAAAUGAUAGGAUCUCGAAAUUAUGAUUUUAGUGUAGAUUGGUGGUCCUUUGGUAUUAUUUUAUACCAACUGAUAGUGCGUAAAAAUCCCUACAUAGAGGUGAUCGAUGCUAAUAUAGAUUCAAAAUACCUAAUCAAUCGAGCUAUUUUAAAUGAAGCACCAUAUAUCCCACUUCAUCUUUCGAGUGCUACUUCAACGAUCUUGUCAGGAUUUCUGAAAAAGAAUCCACGUGAACGACUUGGUUGCGAUCCAGGUAAUUAUCCAUGGGACAUUAUGUUCCACAGCUAUUUUAAGGAUAUAAAUUGGGAAAUGCUCGAACAAAGGAAAAUAAAGCCACCUCACAAACGAAAGCGAAAAUAA